Messenger RNA from Plectropomus leopardus (leopard coralgrouper), 387 nucleotides. Its product is annotated as cytochrome c oxidase subunit FA4. NCBI's taxonomy places the organism in Eukaryota, Metazoa, Chordata, Actinopteri, Perciformes, Serranidae. Gene Ontology annotation, cellular component: respiratory chain complex IV. The record is from RefSeq and is a predicted model, not a curated record.
AUGAUUAGGACCAUGUUUGCACACGCAAAGAAACAUCCUGGGUUAAUCCCUCAAUUUGUCUUCCUGACUGUGGGCAUCACAGGGGCCACUCUCUAUCUGAUCCGUCUGGCAAGAGGACCUCAUGUCACCCUGUGGGACAAGAAGAACAAUCCAGAGCCCUGGAACAAGCUUGACCCAUCAUACCAAUACAAGUUUGUGGCCAUCAACACAGACUACAAGAACCUGAAGAAAGAGGGCCCUGACUUCUAAAGGUCCUCCAGGCAACUCCGGGGGCACCGAGUUUGGCAGGACCUCCUGCUGUCGCCUCAGUGAUGCGAGACGUCUUCCUGAACAUUUCCUCAGAUUCACCUCAUGCACCACGACAGCAGCGCUGAAUUAACACUGUAA